GUGGAACUCUGGGCCUUGACGUUCGGGUGAAGAGAACCAGCGGUUUAGCUGAGACGCCUCCGGCCGCCGCUACGGGCGUGCGCUUCAGGGGCCGGCGCCUCGUCCCCACUUUUGUGCCUCCCUCGUCCGUCCCGCUCCAGGGGAGGUAUCCAUCCCGAGCCGGAGCCCACCUUUCUACGGAAGCGUCAGCAGCACCAUGGCCGAGUACUCCUACGUCAAGUCCACCAAACUCGUGCUCAAGGGAACCAAGGCCAAGAGUAAGAAGAAAAAGAGCAAAGAGAAGAAGAGAAAAAGAGAAGAUGAUGAAGAAACCCAACUUGAUAUUGUUGGAAUCUGGUGGACAGUAACAAACUUUGGUGAAAUUUCAGGAACCAUAGCUAUUGAAAUGGAUAAAGGAACCUACAUACAUGCACUUGACAAUGGACUUUUUACACUGGGAGCUCCACAUAAAGAAGUGGAUGAAGGCCCUAGUCCUCCGGAGCAGUUUACAGCUGUCAAAUUGUCUGAUUCCAGAAUUGCCCUAAAAUCUGGCUAUGGAAAAUACCUUGGUAUAAAUUCAGAUGGACUUGUUGUUGGGCGUUCAGAUGCGAUUGGACCAAGAGAACAAUGGGAACCAGUCUUUCAAGAUGGGAAAAUGGCUUUAUUGGCCUCAAAUAGCUGCUUUAUCAGAUGCAAUGAAGCAGGCGAUAUAGAAGCAAAAAGUAAAACAGCAGGAGAAGAAGAAAUGAUAAAGAUUAGAUCCUGUGCUGAAAGAGAAACUAAGAAAAAAGAUGACAUCCCAGAGGAAGACAAAGGAAAUGUUAAACAGUGUGAAAUCAAUUACGUAAAGAAAUUUCAGAGCUUCCAAGACCAGAAACUUAAAAUAAGUAAAGAAGACAGUAAAAUUCUUAAAAAGGCCCGGAAAGAUGGAUUUUUGCAUGAAACACUUCUGGACAGGAGAGCCAAAUUGAAAGCUGAUAGAUACUGCAAAUGACAAGGGUUUUUGUCUCUGUCGUUUGUUUGUUUGUUUGUUUUUCUGAAUAAAAUAAUCAGUGGAAGUGUUUUUAUAGAG
This is a messenger RNA of Eptesicus fuscus (big brown bat), 1051 nucleotides long. It is a transcript of the gene FRG1, whose product is annotated as FSHD region gene 1. The record is from RefSeq and is a predicted model, not a curated record. Gene Ontology annotation, cellular component: catalytic step 2 spliceosome; nucleolus; striated muscle dense body. The transcript has 9 exons. Bases 197 to 973 code for a protein of 258 amino acids. Lineage: Eukaryota; Metazoa; Chordata; Mammalia; Chiroptera; Vespertilionidae. Gene Ontology annotation, molecular function: actin filament binding.